Aureobasidium subglaciale EXF-2481 is the source of this 1287-nucleotide messenger RNA. RefSeq lists its product as uncharacterized. Lineage: Eukaryota; Fungi; Ascomycota; Dothideomycetes; Dothideales; Saccotheciaceae. Gene Ontology annotation, molecular function: nucleosome binding. Bases 1 to 1287 code for a protein of 428 amino acids. The record is from RefSeq and is a predicted model, not a curated record. Gene Ontology annotation, cellular component: Swr1 complex. The transcript has a single exon.
AUGUCGCCAACCCUCGUCGUCGACGUCGGCGCAUGGUCUCUCAAAGCUGGAUACGCCGAAUCUGAUGGCAACAACAACAAUUGCCAUGUUGCGCCUAAUUGCAUCGCCAAGUCUCGCGACAACAAGACCUAUGUCGGUUCCCAGCUGUCGCAAUGCGUCGACUAUGGCGAGAUGACCUUUCGCCGGCCUGUCCAGAAGGGCUAUGUCGUCAACUGGCCUGCUGAAGUUGCUAUCCUGGACAACGAGCUUCAACACCUCCAAUGCGACUCGAGCGACACCAAUCUGAUCAUCACCGAACAACCAAAUGCUCCAUUACAGCUUACUAUGAACCUGGAUCAAAUCGUCUUUGAGCACUUUGACUUUGCUGCCGUCUAUCGUACCGUUGCCUCUUCGUUGAAUGCCUACACUGAUACAAGAUCCUUGUUCGGUGAUCCUCCCGCCGCACAUGCCGAACACGUCCAACCAGCCGAUGCGCUCCUCGUGGUAGACAGCGGACACAGUCACACAACAGUCACCCCUUUACUGGCAGGUCGACCCAUCCACUCGGCUGUCCGUCGCUUAGACAUCGGUGGAAAGCACCUCUCCAAUUACCUCGCCGAACUCAUCUCCCUACGCCAUUUCUCCCUCAUCGACGAACCCCACAUUGUCUCCCAAAUCAAAGAAGACGCCUGCUACCUAUCCUCCGACUUCCCUGCCGACCUAGACGCCGCGAAAAGGAAGGAUCCUAGCAUUGUAGUCGACUACGUACUGCCUGAUUAUGAACGCCAUCAUCGCGGCUUCACACGCCCCCACGAUGCCUCGUACAAAGCAAAAAUGGAACGUCUAGGCGUCCGCCAACCAGACGACCCCCUCAGCACACGAGAAGAAGUCUUCCCCCUCGCCAACGAACGUUUCGUCGUCCCAGAAAUGCUCUUUACACCCUCAGACAUCGCAAUGCCACAAUCCGGCAUUGCAGAAAUCUUGAUGCAAAGUUUGGGAGUGCUACCAGAAUUACUCUGGCAACCCAUGCUAGCCAACAUUUUACUCGUCGGUGGAAACACUUUGAUACCAGGCUUUGUGGAAAGAGUGGAGAGAGGGGUGAGGAUGUUGGCACCGGAAGAUAUGGUUGUAAGGGUUAGGAGAGCCGAGGAUCCUAUCACAUCGACAUGGCAGGGAGGUUGUCGAUUAGCUAGUGAUCAAGAUUUGUUGAAGAAUGUCUUGAUUACGAGGCAAGAGUAUCAGGAACAUGGUCCCAAUUGGGUGACUAGACAGUUUGCUGUCAAGAGACCGACGAGUGGGAAGGAGUAG